ACACUGACAGAAAGAUAACACAUGCCAACGCACACUGGUUAGACGAGAGCCAUGAUCCUGACAGGUCGCAGUUUGUGUCUUCCUUCUCCAGGCACUGUUCAGGAACUGUUUUCUGUGGCUCGAGAUGCCAGCAUCGUUCCUGAUAUCUCCUUGGACCCGGUCCUCACCACCUUCUUGUCACUGGACUCCUCUGCAGCGCUGCAGCAUCAUCAUGCCUUCGUACAGCGGAGCAUGAGCAGGGAGCAGCGGACUCAAUUCAGCCUGAGCCUGAACAGAGAGCUGGGAGGCAGCAGAAGGAUCACCUAUGGAGGCGUUGGGGUUGUUGCUCUGGCUCUAUCUUUGCUUUUUGACCAGAUUGCUCAACAAGUCCGGACAGAAGGAUCGACCGAGGGGGACCUGUCAACUCAGAGCCCCCUGGCUGAGGAUAUUUUUGGCAUCAGCAUCUCUUCAAGAAUUGGCAGGAUUAUCUAUAGCUACCUAUGCCUGAUCCCUGAGUUUGCUAACAAUGAGGAGAAGAUGGCUGAGACCACAGAGCUCUAUGACAGAUGGCUGAAACUCGAGCUUAUCGACCAUUAUGAGAGGAUGACCAAUAAGAAGAGGAUGAGUACAGUGUCCAUGCGGCAGUGGCUGACAGGAGCUGCAUUUCAUCUGCACAUGAGAAUACACCAGGUGCGGCUGCACUCUGUGCCACUAGGAUCGGCAGAGUCGCUGCGUCUGUCUUAUAAGUCUGGGAUAGGUCUCCUGGUUCAGGGCUACACAGCCUAUCUACGCAGAAACACUAAGGAAACAGCUCCUGGUUCACAAAAACCCACAAUUGGGACCACCAGUUUACCAAGACAAACCAAGACAUCCAAAUCAAUCAAUAAGGCCUGCUCUGGUAAUCACCUUUUUAAUGUUAGCCAAGUAAGUACAAGUAUCUCCACUGAUGGAUUAGAUGAGACGACUGCAACAAAUUCAACUGCUGUUGGAAGCAGAAACUGUGAAACACAUGGAACCACAGAAGAGUUUGGAGUCAGUGUGUCAAAAAGAAGCAAUGAAACCACUGUAAGCAUGGGAAGUAUUAAGACACAUACCAAUGUGACAGAAUAUAACAGGGAGGAGGAAGCCGGCAUGCUGGGCCUGUUAGUCAUUGAGCCAGGAAGGAAUGUGAGUCACAACGUGCAGCAUCACCCCUGUGAGUCUCCUGCCAUACAGCAAGCUUUGGUGACUCGUGUUAUAAAUGCUCAGGACCUGGAGCGGAACAGAAACGUCUUCCUGUUCCCUGAGAAAGUUCUCCGCAGCUUGUGCAGGCAGAGGAAUGACCUUGCGUUCAAAACAAGUUAGACUGGAAUAGUGUGCAGUUAAAGUUCCUCAAGCUAAACAUUGUGCUCUUAGAUGGGACACAAUCAUCUGAUUCAUCUUUUAAAUUAUCAUUCAUAGCCUGCAUAAAAGUGAUUGUGAUAAUUCUUCAACUGAAUAUUGUAUUAUAUAGAGUUAGACAUUAUUACAGGGUUGGACAGCAUUUAUUUUCAAUUUGCAGUUUUAUGGUUUAGUUGAAGUUGAACAUAAAUCACAUAUUCUGUGUUUUCUUUUAAACAAGGGAAAGAAAAACACUACAUACAGAUUGGUUGGUGCAUACGACCUGGCCAAUUAUUCCUUCAAGUUGAAAGGAUUUUGACAAUAUGAAAACAGUGGACUGAUAGUGAUUUCUGCUGGACGAGGUUUGUUUGUUGUUGUCACCAUUUCUUACUUCAUGUGCUUUCAUUCAUUGUAAAUCUUUCCAUACAGUGUGAAAUAUUAUUAAACUAUUUCAACUUAAAA
Molecule: messenger RNA, 1800 nt
Organism: Platichthys flesus (European flounder)
Lineage: Eukaryota; Metazoa; Chordata; Actinopteri; Pleuronectiformes; Pleuronectidae
Exons: 3
Coding region: 52-1323 (423 amino acids)
Source: RefSeq, a predicted model, not a curated record